This is a messenger RNA of Juglans microcarpa x Juglans regia, 984 nucleotides long. Its product is annotated as mitochondrial import inner membrane translocase subunit TIM22-4-like. NCBI's taxonomy places the organism in Eukaryota, Viridiplantae, Streptophyta, Magnoliopsida, Fagales, Juglandaceae. Gene Ontology annotation, biological process: protein insertion into mitochondrial inner membrane. Gene Ontology annotation, molecular function: transmembrane protein transporter activity. Gene Ontology annotation, cellular component: TIM22 mitochondrial import inner membrane insertion complex. The record is from RefSeq and is a predicted model, not a curated record.
AAAGAGCUUCGUAGAUCCGCUUCCGUACUUCACUGGCGGCGACGCCACAAAGCCUCCGUGAUUCGCCAAUCUUCAUCACCGCUCCGCGUUCUCCCUCCCUCUCGCAAGCACGUAUUUUUAUUGUUAUGCUAGUUGUUGUAUUCGGACUUGAGCUACGUCUAUGGCUUCCGGUACGGGAAACGAAUCUACGAACGGUUCUUCGAGCUCAAAAGGCGAGAGGCCUACGAUUGAGCCCUUAAGAUUGCCCACGGUCGAGGAAAUACGCGGCCAAGAUAUUUGGAACAACUGCGCUGUGCGCAGUAUCGUUAGCGGAGUCAUGGGAGGUGGGCUUGGGCUGUUCAUGGGUAUGUUUCUAGGGGCAUUGGACAACCCUAUAAUGCAGGAAGAAAUGACUGGUAGGCAGCAGUUCAUUUAUACAGCAAAGCAGAUGGGGCGCAGGAGCUGGAGUUCUGCCAAAGCAUUUGCAGUUAUGGGCCUGGUUUUUUCAGCAGCUGAAUGUGCUGUUGAGAAGGCACGGGCAAAACAUGACACUACAAAUACAGUGGUUGCUGGGUGUGUAACUGGAGGUGUAAUUUCUGCAAAAGGUGGUCCAAAAGCAGCGUGCGCCGGUUGUGCUGGCUUUGCAGCGUUUUCUGUCCUGAUCGAGAAGUUUCUAGAUAGGCACGAUUGAUUUGGUGCCCCAUUGCUAUCCUGUCCCAGUUUUGCAAGUAUUAGAGAGUUACUACAAGAGAAUUAGAGAGAAGUGAUGGUCAUUGAUGAUACCCUAUUUUCAACCCUACUUUGAUCAGCAAUUACCCACGCUAUUGAAGAAAUAUGCAAUUCGAAGUUUUUAUACUACCAAGUGUAUUCCUUGUAUGCUAGUUAGUAAUUACGCUCUGCGGAUGUAUUCUUUUCAAUAUUGAGGGAGGUUCAGUGGGCUGUUAGAUACUAUACAUUAUGAGUUGGUAUUCAAAUAAAUCAGUGAAAAGAAAUUUAAUUGGGUAA